AUGGCUCCUAGACUUCCUCCCCCACCUCAGCCUAACGAGCCUGACGCCCCCAACAAUGCUAGAAUGUUGGAGGCAGUCAUUGAGAGACUGCAACAGCAGAACACCACCCUGAUGGAGCAGAACGCAGCUGCUUUACAAAGCUUAGAGGCCGCGCGCGCAAAUUCUGAGGCCACACAACGCCAAUUAAUGGAGAUUAUUGCAGCUACAAGAGGCACACCAGGAGCCUCUUCUUCCAACACUGCGCACCAUGCAGAAUGGAGUUUGGAAAGCUUCUUGCAACACCACCCUGCCAAGUUCAAUGGAAAGGGGCUUCCGGAUGAAGCAGAUCAGUGGCUUAGAGAUAUGGAAAGGAUCUAUGAUGCCAAAAGAUGUCCAGAUGACAACCGUUUGGCAUUCACGGAGUAUUUGUUGACGGGAGAAGCUAGCCAUUGGUGGUCAAGUAUGAAGAUGUUGUUGACCGAAGCCCAAAGUCCAAUUUCCUGGGAGGUUUUCAGGGCUAAGUUUUAUGAAGAGUAUUUCCCGGAUAGUGUGCGGUUUGCAAAGGAGGUGGAGUUCCUCCAAUUGAUUCAGGGUAGUAUGUCCGUCUCGGAAUACACCAAUAAAUUCAAGCACCUUGUCCGUUUUAAUACCAUGGCUACAAGUGAAGAAUGGCAAUGCCGGAAGUUCGAGAAUGGAUUGAGAAGCGACUUGAAAGUGUUGAUAUCCAGUUUGUGUAUUAGAUCCUUUCCUGCUAUGGUUGAGAGAGCAAAGGUACUGGAGAAGAACGUUGCUGAGGCCGAGCAACAGAAGAAACAACAAGUUAGUAGGGGGCCAGUUUUAGCCAGAAAUACAACGAACGUGAGAAGGUCCCCAUACGUUCGUCCAACUCAAUUCCCUAGCGGAUCACAAGCAGUGGUCACUGUUGGCCAGUCUGGACAGCCAAGGAGCUUGACGUGUUAUCAGUGUGGAGGACCACACUAUCGAUGGGCUUGUCCUCAAGUCUCUGGAGGAAAAUAUUGCAACAAGUGUAAUAGGAGCGGACACUCAGAUCAAGAGUGCAAUAUGGGAGGACGUGCGGCAAUGAGGCCGCCGAACGCUGGAAGAGGCCAACAAGGGAGAGGUGGACGUGCGCAAGCAACAGGAAGAGUGUAUGCAAUCACUGGUGCUGAAGCUGCUCGUUCAGGUACACUCAUCACCAGCACUUGCAUGUUAUAUGGGAAGCCUUGCUGUGCGUGCGUUGAGAAGCUGGGGCUAGUGGAGAGUGAAUUACAGUUCGACUUGGUGGUGUCAACCCCAGCGGCUGGUGGGAUUAAGACAUCUACAGUUUGUGUAAGAUGUCCUAUAGAAGUUGAGGGGCGUAGAUAUAAGGUCAACCUCAUUUGCUUACCCCUUCAAGACUUAGAAGUAAUUUUGGGAAUGGAUUGGUUGGCUACCAAUCGGAUCCUCAUUGAUUGUGGGAAGAAGGAGUUAGUCUUUCCAGAUGAAGAAGAGGAAGAAUUGUCGAUCACUCUCGGUCAGCUGAAGGAGGACAUCAUGGAAGGAGCAAGUUGUUUCCUUAUCAUGACGUAUGAAGGCAACGAGGUAGAGCGUUCGUCCAAUGUUGAGAGUAGUAGAGGACGAACGGUAGUGGAUGAAUUCCCGGACGUCUUUCCGGAUGAAGUCCCUGGUCUACCUCCCGUUCGCGAGGUUGAGUUCACGAUCGACCUGGUGACAACUGCUGCACCCAUCUCGGUUCAACCUUAUAGAAUGGCACCAGCCGAGUUGGUCGAGCUUAAGAAGCAAAUUGAAGAGUUGUUGGAUAAGAAGUUCAUCAGGCCGAGUGCUUCACCAUGGGGAGCGCCUGUGUUGUUGGUAAAGAAGAAGGAUGGUAGCUCUCGGCUCUGCAUUGAUUAUAGGCAACUUAAUAAGCUGACCAUCAAGAACAAGUAUCCACUGCCGAGGAUAGACGAUCUACUGGACCAGUUGCAAGGUGCGUGCGUGUUUUCAAAGAUUGAUCUACGUUCGGGCUAUCAUCAAAUUAGAGUGAAGGAGGGAGAUAUUCAUAAGACUGCCUUUCGGUCUCGAUAUGGUCAUUAUGAAUACGUGGUGAUGCCCUUUGGAGUGACGAACGCACCUGCAAUCUUCAUGGACUACAUGAACAGAAUUUUUAGACCGUACCUGGAUAAGUUUGUUGUAGUAUUCAUUGACGACAUCCUCAUUUACUCCAAGAGCUUUGACGAACAUGAAGACCACUUGAGGAUUGUCUUGGGCGUGUUGAGGGAAAAAGAGUUGUAUGCCAAACGUUCAAAGUGUGAAUUCUGGAUGAAGGAGAUUCAAUUUUUGGGGCAUGUUGUUUCUGCUGGAGGUAUUUCAGUGGAUCCAGCCAAGGUGAAAGCAGUGCUGGAUUGGGAGAAUCCGCGUUCGGUCACAGAGGUUAGAAGCUUUGUGGGACUCGCGGGCUACUAUAGGCAAUUCAUUGAGGGAUUCUCUAAGAUAGUAGCCCCUCUUACCUAUCUCACCAGGAAGGAUCAGCCGUUCGCAUGGACCGAUCGUUGUGAGGAGAGCUUCCAGGAAUUGAAGAGGAAGUUAACGAGCGCUCCUGUGUUGAUCAUUCCAGACACGGCCAAACCUUUUGAAGUGUAUUGUGAUGCAUCGUAUCAAGGUUUGGGCUGUGUGCUGAUGCAGGAAAGGAAGGUAGUGGCGUACGCUUCAAGGCAGUUGAAAAUUCAUGAGAAGAAUUAUCCCACACACGACUUGGAAUUGGCAGUAGUCGUGAGGUGGCUUGAAUUCUUGAAGGAUUAUGAGUUUGAGCUGUUAUAUCAUCCUGGAAAAGCUAAUGUAGUGGCGGACGCAUUAAGUAGGAAGGCCGUAAGGGUCUCGGCAAUGAUGGUGAAGGAGUUGAACUUGGUGGAAAGUUUUAGAGAUCUAAGGUUGUAG
Messenger RNA from Vigna angularis (adzuki bean), 2895 nucleotides. RefSeq lists its product as uncharacterized. Gene Ontology annotation, molecular function: nucleic acid binding; zinc ion binding. The transcript is spliced from 3 exons. The record is from RefSeq and is a predicted model, not a curated record. Lineage: Eukaryota; Viridiplantae; Streptophyta; Magnoliopsida; Fabales; Fabaceae. Bases 1 to 2895 code for a protein of 964 amino acids.